Orbilia oligospora ATCC 24927 is the source of this 1059-nucleotide messenger RNA. RefSeq lists its product as uncharacterized. The record is from RefSeq and is a predicted model, not a curated record. The transcript has a single exon. Lineage: Eukaryota; Fungi; Ascomycota; Orbiliomycetes; Orbiliales; Orbiliaceae. Bases 1 to 1059 code for a protein of 352 amino acids.
AUGGAUCCCACAGCUCCAAUCGAGAGAGAAGCAUGCUAUCUCUCCCUGUCACCUAUCGCUCCAACGGUCUCUCCUUUCACAUCCCCUCCGCAGUCCCCUCGAGAUGAAAACUAUGAUUCCGAAGCCACCAUCGAGGACACAUCCAUCAUUAACGCUAGCGAUAGUGAUAGCGACAGGGAGAUUGAAUAUAACAACGAAGAAUACGAUGAUAACGACGGCGAGAACUACGACCAAGAUUACGAAGUGGAUACUGAAGAGGGCUAUAGAACCCAGGUUCCUGCUGAUACCCAAAUGGACGACUCACAACCCCGAUCUUCUCUCGCUCACCAGUCUGCGCCAAUUGGGUCGCUAUCCCAAGAUUUGAAAGUCUUUUUCGGUGAUGAUGACGAUGAAGAUAAUGAUAAUGAUGAUAAUAAUCAAUCCCACCAAGACCUUCGGGGUUACAUCCGACGUAGGCCUUUAGUCAAGGCUAACCCACCCCCUAGACGAUUUCGCGGCAAGUCCUACGGAGAGUACUAUGACGAAGACGACGACCUGUGCGAGUAUUCUUGCAUUAUUCCCGAUUCGAGUCUCCUUGAUCGACCUCAAAAUCAUGAGAUGGAGAUUGUAGCAGGCCCUGAAACAAACAAAGAGGCUGAAGCGGAAUCAACUAGAGACAAGCAUUUGGGUUUAGUCGAGGAAUUGGUUUACGAGACUAUUACUAUUCGCUAUGCUGAAAAUACAAACCUCGCCGCUUGCAUGGAACGUGGAAGAAAAUUGAAGGAAAGGAGAGUGCCAAGACCAAGGUAUAGGUCUGGAGAGCAAAAAAGACUUGAGGAAGUGACAGAAAUAUUGGAAAGAGUGAAGAAAGAGAGCGAAGGACGGAAGGAAAGGGAGAAGGAGGAAGAGAGGAUGCAAGCGAGUAUUCUUAUAACUAUGCAGGAGGGACACGGAGAGACAGAAGAAAAAGAAGAAGGAAAGCGACAGGAACCCCUAAAAAGGCUACCGAGGCUGAAGCUUAUAGUUAACAAGGACAAAGUCUCGAAAAGACGGUCCAAAGCAAAGCCCCAGGCUCGCUAA